This is a messenger RNA of Aureococcus anophagefferens, 315 nucleotides long. RefSeq lists its product as hypothetical. The record is from RefSeq and is a predicted model, not a curated record. The transcript has a single exon. Lineage: Eukaryota; Pelagophyceae; Pelagomonadales; Pelagomonadaceae. The annotation marks the transcript as partial.
GGCGGCGCCGGCGACGCCGUGGCGCAUCCGACGUCCUUCGAGGAGCUCAAGUUGCUGAGCGAGACGGCGGGCAAGCUCGUGGUCAUCGACUUCAGCGCGACGUGGUGCGGGCCCUGCCAGAAGAUCGCGCCCGUCUUCGCCAAGCUCGCCGAGGACGUGCCGGAGGCGCUCUUCGUCAAGGUCGACGUCGACGAGGUGCCCGACGCGUCGGCGCACUUCGGCGUCCAGGCGCUGCCGACCUUCCUCCUCCUCAAGGACGGCAAGGAGGUCGCGCGCUUCCAGGGCGCCAACGAGCCCGAGCUGCGCAGGCAGCUC